GCGCAGCUCUCCUUGCCGGCUCGCGAGAACGAGUAGGGGAGGGGACAGAGCCGGCGCCCGAGGGCCGGAGGAGUCCGCUUUCCGCAGCGGGCAGCCGGGCUCCUAGCUGCGGCAGCGGCGGCCGGCGGCGGUGGCCGGGAGGUGGCAGCCCGCGCUGGGUGGCGGAGAGCUGCGGGGCGGGGGCUGCGGCCGGUGGCCCGCGAGAGAGCUUGCAGACAGCAUGGCAGGGUUGCGGGCCAGGCGGGGCUCCGGGCUCCGGCUGCUGGCGCUGUCCACGCUCGGCUUCUGCCUGAUGCUGCAAGUCAGUGCCAAGAGGCCCCCUAAGACGCCCCCCUGCCCGCCCAGCUGCUCCUGCACCAGGGACACCGCCUUCUGCGUCGACUCUAAGGCGGUGCCCAGGAGCCUGCCCUCCGAGGUCAUCUCUCUGACGCUGGUGAAUGCCGCCUUCUCAGAGAUCCAGGAUGGAGCAUUUUCCCACCUGCCCCUGCUGCAGUUCCUGUUACUCAACUCCAACAAGUUUACUCUGAUUGGAGACAACGCCUUCACAGGACUGUCACACCUGCAGUACCUCUUCAUUGAGAACAACGACAUCUGGGCACUAUCCAAGUUUACCUUCAGAGGACUCAAGUCUUUGACACACCUAUCGCUGGCCAACAAUAACUUGCAGACACUGCCUCGAGACAUCUUCCGGCCCUUGGAUAUCCUUAGUGACUUGGACCUGCGGGGCAACUCGCUCAACUGCGACUGCAAGGUCAAGUGGCUUGUGGAGUGGCUGGCGCACACCAACACCACUGUGGCUCCCAUCUACUGUGCCAGCCCGCCCCGCUUCCAGGAGCACAAGGUGCAGGACUUGCCACUGAGAGAGUUCGACUGCAUCACCACUGAUUUCGUGCUGUACCAGACCCUGUCCUUCCCAGCAGUGUCAGCCGAGCCCUUCCUUUACUCCAGCGACCUCUACUUGGCUCUGGCCCAGCCAGGUGUCAGCGCUUGCACUGUCCUCAAGUGGGACUAUGUGGAACGGCAGCUUCGAGAUUAUGAUAGAAUACCAGCCCCCUCUGCCGUGCACUGCAAGCCAAUGGUGGUGGACAGCCAGCUGUACAUGGUUGUGGCCCAGCUGUUUGGGGGCUCUUAUAUUUACCACUGGGACCCCAACACCACACGCUUCACCAAGCUGCAGGACAUCGACCCACAGCGCGUGCGCAAGCCCAACGACCUCGAGGCUUUCCGCAUUGAUGGCGACUGGUACUUUGCCGUGGCCGACAGCUCCAAGGCGGGCGCCACCAGCCUCUACCGCUGGCACCAGAACGGCUUCUACUCCCACCAGGCCCUGCACGCCUGGCACCGUGACACUGACCUGGAGUUCGUGGAUGGCGAGGGCAAGCCACGGUUGAUUGUAUCUAGCAGCUCCCAGGCGCCUGUCAUCUACCAGUGGAGUCGCACCCAGAAGCAGUUUGUGGCCCAGGGCGAGGUGACCCAGGUGCCCGACGCCCAGGCCGUGAAACACUUCCGUGCCGGUCGCGACAGCUAUCUGUGUCUCAGCCGCUAUAUCGGCGACUCCAAGAUCCUGCGCUGGGAGGGCACCCGCUUCUCUGAAGUGCAGGCCCUGCCUUCCAGGGGCUCCCUGGCCAUGCAGCCCUUCCUUGUGGGCGGUCGCCGCUACCUGGCACUGGGGAGUGACUUCUCCUUCACGCAGAUCUACCAGUGGGAUGAGGGGCGCCAGAAGUUCGUGCGGUUCCAGGAGCUGGCUGUGCAGGCCCCUCGGGCCUUCUGCUACAUGCCUGCUGGCGACGCCCAGCUGCUCCUGGCCCCCAGUUUCAAGGGACAGACGCUCGUGUACCGACACAUCGUGGUGGAUCUCAGUGCCUAGAGGGUGCCCGGCCUCUGGGGUCCGGGUGGCUGAGGGAGGCUGAAGGGAAGUCUCUCUGUGAGCAGCACGUGUGCCUGCACAUGUGAAGACACGUGUAACCAACCUGUGUACACGGCCUCAUGGACACACACCCCCGCGCC
This is a messenger RNA of Lontra canadensis (Northern American river otter), 2007 nucleotides long. It is a transcript of the gene LGI3, whose product is annotated as leucine rich repeat LGI family member 3. Bases 221 to 1867 code for a protein of 548 amino acids. Gene Ontology annotation, cellular component: synaptic vesicle. Gene Ontology annotation, molecular function: protein binding. The transcript is spliced from 8 exons. Gene Ontology annotation, biological process: regulation of exocytosis. NCBI's taxonomy places the organism in Eukaryota, Metazoa, Chordata, Mammalia, Carnivora, Mustelidae. The record is from RefSeq and is a predicted model, not a curated record.